AAGAUAUUAGCAUAUAGACCCAACUAAUCGAUGAACGCUCUCAAAUAUUUUAUGACGUUGGAACGAGAAUUGUCUGCUCCGGAUUGCUGUGUCAUUUUGACCCUUACUCUCUAAACGUUUCAACAGUCAAGCUAACGUGCUUUUAACGAAGAGUUGGGAGGAGGACUCUAUGAAUUCAAAGGGGCAGCGGCAGCGCCUGGUCGUUGAAGAGAUUGGUCAAUAGCACCAAAUCUUCCGCUGGCUUGGGGUAAGUGAGGUAUUUGCUCACGACUCAGCGGUGCCGAAAGUUGUAGAAGCUUUUCUCAUACGUGGAGAGAGUUUUAGUUUGAUUAGGGCGUGGACGAGGUAGGUGCUCCUACAUCUUUGCACACAAAAUUGUAAAUACCAAUAUUUUAUUAUUAUUUGUGUUGCGUGAGCGGCUGGGAAUUUUUAACUAUAAAUUUGAGAAAAUCCAAAACAAUAUGAAUUGGAUAGAAAAGGGAGGAACUUUGCUGGUGGGGUCUACUGGAAUUUGGAAUGGGGAGUGAAUUGCAGCGUCGGGUGGCGGAGCUGGUGACGGCGGGGAAGCGGAGGGAGACGGAGAGCCCGGUGGAGUGGGCGGUGGAAGUGGGGAAAUGGGUUGAGGCAGCUCCGAGCAUUGAGUUGGGGGAAGUGUUGGUUUCCCAACUCUGCUUCCAACACAACCGACCAUCCCUUUGGAAGUUUCUUGACAUUGCUCUCUCCUCCGGCCUCCUCUCCCCUCUCCAUAUCCUCUCCAUGCUGUCUUCCAGGGUGAUUCCUCAUAGAUGGUCGCAACCAGAAGCUUAUAGACUUUAUCUUGAACUCCUAAGGAGAUAUGCAUUUUCAUGUGGUCCACUUUCUGGUGAUGUUUCCAAAGAAAAGAUAACGGAAUCCAUUGAUGUUGCCCUUGAGCUUUCUCAGACUUAUAAGGUUCAUGUUGUGGAGCUUGGACAUGCCUUGGUCUUGUUCUUUUUCAGUGUAAUCAGUAGCUUGAUUGACAGCACGUUGGAUGAUUGGGGAUUCAAAAUGACUUCCCGAAAGAGGCCGAGAUCAGAUUUCGGAGGUGCAGACUACAGAAAUAUGGAAAUUGAUUCCAGAGAAAGUCAGAAUCUCAAAGUUGAAGAAAAUCGUGAACGGAUAAGGAAAAUGAAUUCUUUUUUGGCCAUAGAGGUGCUGGCGAAACUAACUGAAAGCAGAAAAGCUUUGGUUCUGCUUCGACUUGUUCACUUGAAUAUGCCUGAAAUAUUCAAUGGCCUCCUGCAGAGGCUAGGAUUUCUCGAAGGACAUCAUCGUGCAUCGUCAGAUUUCAGGUCUGCAGUGGAACCGUUGGCAAGAUUGUCUGCCAACAUCCAAAGAGUCUCGGGUUUUAAAUACCAGUUAAAUAAGCACCAGCUCAUUGGGGUGCUUCUUGAUAAUGGAUCUCAGAAGCCGGUAUUCCACUGCAACUCAGGAUUUGGUCAUUCCACUUGUUGGGUCCGUUUCGAUAUAUACAUGGAAAAUGCAAUGGAUGGGAAGCAACUUUCUAUUAAAUCAGUUAUUGAUAUACUUGCAGAAGGAAUCACGACGCUGCAAGUAUUUAACCAGGCAAGCUGGCAAGAAACCUUCCUAGCACUCUGGCUCUCAGCCCUUCGACUUGUGCAACGAGAACGUGACCCUGUUGAAGGCCCUGUACCACAUCUUGAGUCCCGUCUUUGUAUUCUUCUGUCUAUUGUCCCCUUGGCCAUUGCUAACAUUUUGAAGGAUGAGACCAAAAUGAAUUCCUCUUCUAUUCAGGGAGAUACUGUAUCUGGGAAUACGGAGAAUGGAUAUGGACACAAAAUGGGUGGUAAAGCUAAUACGUCAAAGAAACAGGGCCUGAUUUCUUCUCUCCAGGCCCUUGGAAACUUCUCUGGCCUCUUGUGCCCUCCUUCAUCAGUGGUUGAUUCAGCGAAUAUUGCAGCAACAAAAUCAGCUCAUUUUGUACGUAACUCCAAGAAUGAAAAGGAUACAACAGGAGGCAGUGGUGGUGACGUCUGUAUCAAAGCAGGUGGUGACAUGAGGCAUCUUAUUGUGGAAGCUUGCAUUGCAAGAAAUUUAAUUGACACAUCAGCAUAUUUUUGGCCCGGUUAUGUGUCUGCGUCCACGAUGUCACCAUCAAACACAACACCAAUUCAAAAAUUCCCUUGGUCAACAUUCAUGGAAGGAGAACCACUGAGGGAUUCCCUAAUAAACUCCCUUAUCACGACACCAGCUUCAAGUUUAGAAGAGAUAGAGAAGUUAUAUCAUAUUGCACUAAAUGGGUCUGAUGAGGAGAAGUCAGCCGCUGCAAAAAUUCUGUGUGGUGCAUCUCUCAGAAGUGGAUGGAACAUUCAGGAACAUGUUGUGCGCUUCGUGGUGAAGCUUCUUUCUCCUCCUGUACCUCCGAAUCAUACUGGACCAAGAAGUCACUUAAUUGAUUAUAUGUCAAUGCUGAGUGCCCUCCUUUUCGGAGCUUCCUAUAUUGAUACAGUUCACAUCCUUUCUUUGCAUGGUAAGGUCCCUGAAGUUGCAGCUUCUUUAAUUCCGCUUUGUGAGGUCUUUGGAUCACGUAAAUCAAGCAUGGGUGACGAGUCCUCCAUUUACAUGGUCUUUUCUUUGGCAUUUCUUUUUCUAUUUCGUCUCUGGAAAUUUUAUAGACCACCUCUUGAGCAAUACAUUACGGACAGAGGAGGACCAGUUGGAGGUGUGCUGACGUUGGAGUAUCUUUUGUUAUUGCGUAAUGGCCACAUUGCACCUGCCCGGAAUGAGACAAACGGCAGUGGGGAUCAGCUUGAAUCGUCAUCUGUGGAAGCUAUGUACAUUGAUUCUUAUCCAAAAUUACAAGCCUGGUACCGUCAACACAAAUCUUGUACAGCUUCAACACUUUCCAGUCUCUCUAGUGGAAAUCCUGUCCAUGAAGUUGCUAAUAAGAUAUUAAGUAUGAUUUACUGGAAAAUAACUAGAAGUGGGGCACCAUCAAGUAACUCUUCUGGACCAUCAAGCGCCAGUAUUAGUGGCUCCCCUGCAGAUACUAGAAAGGAUGCGUGUCAGAGACCAGUGCUUACUGCUUGGGAGGUAUUGGAAGCCAUUCCUUUUGUCCUUGAGGCCAUGUUAACUGCUUGCACCCAUGGCAGGCUUUCAUCUCGGGACCUGAUAACAGGCCUGAGAGACCUCGUUGAGUUUCUGCCUGCUUCUCUUGCUGCCAUAAUUAGCUACUUCUCUGCAGAAGUUACUCAUGGUAUAUGGAAACCAGUGCCUAUGAAUGGAAUAGAUUGGCCUAGUCCAGCAGCGGUUCUUCAAUCAGUUGAGUCUGAAAUAAAAGAAAUACUCGAGGCUGUUGGUGUCAAUGUUCCGAGCUGUGCCUCUGAGAUUUCAACUGCAACACUCCCACUUCCACUGGCUGCUCUUGUGAGUUUAACCAUUACUUUCAAACUUGAGAAGAGCGUUGAAUACAUCUAUGCUGUUGCUGGGUUGGCCUUGGACAGCUGUCCAUCGGGUUGUGAUUGGCCUACCAUGCCUAUUGUAGGCUGUUUGUGGGCUCAAAAGGUCCGCCGCUGGCAUAAUUUCAUUGUUAUAGCAACUUCUCGCGCCAUAUUUAGACAAAACAAAGAUGCUCUUGCGCAGCUUCUGAGAAGUUGCUUCUCCUCAUUUCUUGGCACGCUCCAUGUUUCAACCUCUUCUUUGUCCAGUCAAAGCGGUGUGAAUGGUCUAUUGGGUUUUACCGUCACAGAUAUUAAUGCUCAUCCUUUCAUGGCACCUGGGUUUCUAUACCUGUGCUCUUGUCGGACAAUACAUGUUGUCCAACAUGUGAGUGAUGUGAUUGUAGGAAUAGUAGCAGAGUAUGCUGUGAAAUUAGCCACCAAAUGUGCAAGCACGGAUUCCCCUCGCUUGAAUUCUAGUCAGGUAUCACAGAGCCUAGCCAUUGUAAAGAUAAAGGAAGUGGCCUCACUUGGUGCAAGUCUCUUGUGCGUGGCAGGCGGAGUCCAGCUAGUUCAAGAACUGUACCGGGAAACCAUCCCAAACUGGUUACUCUCAUCAAAGGAAGAGAGACUCGGGGAGGUGAAUGCUGUGUCUUGUGUAAUGGAGGGGUAUGCAAUGGCAUAUCUGGUGAUUCUGUCCGGCUCAAUUGAAUGGGGCUUCGGAGACAACUUGCCGUCAUGGGCACACUCUAGAAGAGCCAGGGUGGUCGGGAUCCACAUGGACUUUCUGGCAGCAUCAUUGGAGGGGAACAUAUCACUUGGUUGCCAUCCAGCUACUUGGAAAGCUUAUGUUUCUUGUUUGGUGGGUUUGAUGGUGAAAUUUGCUCCGAUGUGGAUACGAGAAGUGAAGGUGGAGACGUUGAGGAAAUUGGCCAGCGGAUUGAGAGGGUGGCAUGAAUCUGAACUGGCCAUUUCGCUUCUCGAAAGAGGUGGGGCGUCGGCCAUAGGAUCUGCCGCGGAAUUAGUAGUAAAUGUACUGGAUUGAGUCUGAAAUAAAACUUUUUUCAAGAUGUAGACAUUUUUAUUCACUCAGUAACAUUUUUAUAGGGAUUUAGCCCGGAGUACCA
Pyrus x bretschneideri (Chinese white pear) is the source of this 4543-nucleotide messenger RNA. RefSeq names its product mediator of RNA polymerase II transcription subunit 33A. Gene Ontology annotation, biological process: regulation of phenylpropanoid metabolic process. The record is from RefSeq and is a predicted model, not a curated record. Gene Ontology annotation, cellular component: mediator complex. The transcript is spliced from 12 exons. Lineage: Eukaryota; Viridiplantae; Streptophyta; Magnoliopsida; Rosales; Rosaceae. The coding region runs from base 517 to 4461 and encodes 1314 amino acids.